This is a messenger RNA of Sclerotinia sclerotiorum 1980 UF-70, 495 nucleotides long. RefSeq lists its product as hypothetical. NCBI's taxonomy places the organism in Eukaryota, Fungi, Ascomycota, Leotiomycetes, Helotiales, Sclerotiniaceae. The transcript has a single exon. The record is from RefSeq and is a predicted model, not a curated record. Bases 1 to 495 code for a protein of 164 amino acids.
AUGGGUAUGACGCGAUCAAAACGUUAUGCGAAUCAUAAAGGGGGGCGAAAAUGUGAAAUUGGAAAGGAUGGUCAAAAGGUGGAAAUGGAGAAGGGUCGGGGACAUGAGGGACAGGGAGAUAAAUUGAUUGCUAGUGUAAUAUUUAAAGAAACGUUGGAGAGGUGUAGGGGAAAUGAGGGGUAUAAAGUUUUGAAGGAUAGGUAUCAAAAGGAGUUGAGGGAUUGGAUACAGGUACAUGGUGAAGAAACGCCGGAAGACGACGUGCAGGAACAGAGCCGGGAAGGAAAGUAUAUUAAGCAGGAGGAAGUAGGGAACAUUUAUCGCAAACCGAGAAACAGGCCACAGAAUGUAACAAAAGAGAAGCGCAAGAUUGAGCAGGAAGGGAUCACAGAGGAGAGGUUUGGAAGCCAAGAAAGAAGCGAAAAACAAGUAAUCUUUGAUGUUUCUGUUAUUCUUCGUCUUGCUUGCAAAUGUCGUCCCAUCCACGUGCCUUAA